GUGCUGGAAAGCAAUGCAAGCUCUGAAACAUUAUCACUUGAACUGAUCGGUGCAAGUUCUGGAGCGAGUCUGUAUCUGAAAUCUGAAGCCGGAGCAUCUGCAGUGAAGUUAACCCCCCCCCCCACCGAGUGACUGUAGAUUGUGGAUUUCUCACAGCCGGUGUGUUUUGCUCGUAGCUUAAACUGGGGAUCCAUUGGCUCAACAUAAUUCAGAAGUAGCCUGGUCAAGAGAAGAAUUGAAAUAAUGUCUGCUGGUGUCGAAAAAGCUUGCCAUCGAUGUAUUUCAAAAAUUGCCAGCAAUGCUUGUUUAAUCUUUGGGCUACUUGCCUUCCUUGCACUGCCGCUGUCAAUGGCUUUUGUGGGGAUGAAGUUCCUGGAUAGUUGCCCCAUUCAGCCAUCGAUUCCUUUGUACUUGCUAGUUGGAGGAAUAAUCGGCAGUCUGAAGGUUACCCUCUUACUCUAUGAUUCUGCAAAAAUGAGGCAACUUCUUUCCAAAUCUGUUAUGAUUGGCGAUGACGAUGAUGAUGAAUAUCCAUGGCGACAAAAUCUUCACCGUUAUUACAUCCAUGUUACCCUCAGUCUGUUCCUGUUUGUGUGGUUUAUAUUGGGAAACUACUGGGUGUUCUCUGCAUAUCUGCCCAAUUUUAUUCCACCUUUUCACCAGCCUCAGGAUUACUGUGAUAAAACUGUGUACAUCUUCUCAGUGGUUGUUCUGGUCAUAAGUCACACGGUUCUAGGCCUUUUGGUUCUGUGCAGUUGCUGCUUAAUCUCUUUCUCAAAGCAAGGUGAUGAUUCAGAAGAAGAAUGAAAAUCAGGCUGAAUAUCAAUCAUGUGAAAAUAUAAUUAAAACACAAAACCUCUGAUUAAACUGCACACUUUCGAGAAGGUCAGGAUUGGUUGGGCUAUUCCUGUUAUUUUCAGGGCUGUUUAUAAGUAACUGUCUUCGCUGCUGUGCCCUGUGUCAUAGACUCUACUCUGUCCGUGUACACCUAAUUGAAAAUGCAAGCUAGAUUUAGGCAUGUGCAGCCAGCAACAAUUGUCUUUGUACAUUUUUUCACAGUUGUUUGAAUUCUCUCGGUAUUUGGACUUGCAUGCUAUUUUAUUAUCCUCACUGAUAGUUUAUUCAACUUGGCUUUAAACUGAGUCAAGACACACAGGGGAAUGAGAAUAAAAAUACUUCAUGUUUCAGUUUUUUGGAAAUGUAUGAGAACUCAGGUUCUGAUUUGCAUCAUCCUGCUUCUGGAAAGAGAAAUAUAUGUUGGAUUGAGAAGUUAGCAAUUUAUCGUAAUUAGGACGUCUGAUGUAUUAUUAAAUCCCUUCGCCCUAAUUAUGGACUCGUAAAGGCUCUGAAUUCCUACUCUCAAUCUUUCCACCUUAAUAUUUUCUCUUUUGAGAUUAGCCACUCUGCUAAUAACUCUCUUGGAUUCAGUGUUUGUAUUAUAAUGCCUUGGAAUGUCUUGAGUGACUUGGUUAGCACCUCACAGUGCUAGGGACCUGGGUGUGAUUCCAACCUUGGGCAAUUGUCUGUGUGGAAUUUGCACUGUCUGUGUGUGUUUCCACCAGGUGCCACCAAAGUGACCUAACCAAUGUCCUGUACACCCGCAACAUGACAACCCAGCUCCUAUACACAGUGCACUGACCAAUAAAGGCAAGUGUACCAAACACCUUCUUCACAAUCCUGUCAAAUUGUGACUCCACCUUCA
Chiloscyllium plagiosum (whitespotted bambooshark) is the source of this 1702-nucleotide messenger RNA. RefSeq names its product transmembrane protein 272-like. Lineage: Eukaryota; Metazoa; Chordata; Chondrichthyes; Orectolobiformes; Hemiscylliidae. The record is from RefSeq and is a predicted model, not a curated record.